Messenger RNA from Lathyrus oleraceus (garden pea), 656 nucleotides. RefSeq names its product probable ribonuclease P/MRP protein subunit POP5. Gene Ontology annotation, cellular component: multimeric ribonuclease P complex; ribonuclease MRP complex; nucleolus. NCBI's taxonomy places the organism in Eukaryota, Viridiplantae, Streptophyta, Magnoliopsida, Fabales, Fabaceae. The record is from RefSeq and is a predicted model, not a curated record. Gene Ontology annotation, biological process: tRNA 5'-leader removal. The transcript has 4 exons. The coding region runs from base 168 to 629 and encodes 153 amino acids. Gene Ontology annotation, molecular function: ribonuclease P RNA binding.
AAAAAAUAUUCUCGUGACAUUUAUUAUGCACACAAUUUACAAAAUCCUGUCGAUAUGACAAUUAUUCAUGUUUCAGACUCAACCGAUUUGAAUCGGUGCACCAUAUUUACAGUAGAUUCUCCAUACCCUAAACUUCUCGGUUGUGCGAUUCUCACAGAAAAAGAGCGAUGGUGUUCAAAAACAGGUACAUGGUGAUGGAGGUUUUUAUGAAUCCUAAUAGAGAACAAGCAUCGGGUGAUUCUAUUAUAAUUACUCAGUUUAAUAUCUCUAAUGCUAUAAAAGAUAGCAUCAUGGUGAAUUUUGGGGAGUGUGGUUUGGCGGCAUCACUAGGAUCAUUUCAGGUUAAGUAUGUGAAUCCAAUCACUAAUGUGUGCAUUAUUAGAGCUUCAAGAGAGGAGCAUGAAAAAGUAUGGGCUUCUAUUACUAUGGUUAGAAGUAUUGGAAAUUUUCCAGUGGUGUUUAAUUUACUUGAUUUAUCUGGAAAUUUACAGGCUUCUAAAACCGCCGCAUUGAAGUGCGAAAAAGCAAAAUUUGAACAGUACAAACUUAUGGUUGGUGAUCGAUUGUCAGCUGACGAUACUCAUCGUAUGAAUAAUCAUCUUGCAAAGAUUGAACUUUUGGAGCACUGAAUACUUGGCCAUCAUCUUCCAAUUUUU